Molecule: messenger RNA, 1450 nt
Organism: Tympanuchus pallidicinctus (lesser prairie-chicken)
Lineage: Eukaryota; Metazoa; Chordata; Aves; Galliformes; Phasianidae
Gene: UCHL3
Product: ubiquitin C-terminal hydrolase L3
Exons: 7
Coding region: 55-639 (194 amino acids)
Biological process (GO): protein deubiquitination; ubiquitin-dependent protein catabolic process
Cellular component (GO): cytoplasm
Molecular function (GO): cysteine-type deubiquitinase activity
Source: RefSeq, a predicted model, not a curated record
UUUCUCAAGCAGUUGGGUAUACAUCCGGACUGGCAAUUUGUAGAUGUCUAUGGUAUGGAACCGGAACUGCUUAGCAUGGUGCCAAGACCUGUAUGUGCAGUGCUUCUUCUCUUUCCAAUAACAGAAAAGUAUGAAACCUUCAGAACAGAAGAAGAAGAGAGAAUAAAAGCUAAGGGGCAAGAUGUCAAAUCAUCAGUGUAUUUCAUGAAGCAAACUAUCAACAAUGCCUGUGGGACAAUUGGGCUAAUUCAUGCUAUUGCCAACAACAGAGAGAAAAUGAACUUUGAAACCAAUUCAUCAUUGAAAAAGUUCCUAGAAGAUUCUUUAUCUAUGACUCCUGAAGAGAGGGCCAAAUAUCUAGAAACUUACGAAGCAAUUCGUGUCACUCAUGAAUCCAGUGCCCAUGAAGGUCAGACUGAGGCACCAAGUAUAGAUGAAAAAGUAGAUCUUCACUUUAUUGCAUUAGUUAACGUAGGUGGUCAUCUCUAUGAAUUGGAUGGACGCAAGCCAUUCCCAAUAAACCAUGGGGAAACUAGUGAUGAUUCUUUUUUAGAGGAUGCAAUAGAAGUUUGCAAGAAAUUCAUGGAACGUGACCCAGAAGAAUUAAGAUUUAAUGCAAUUGCACUGUCUGCAGCUUAAAAACUUUUCCACUUGGGCUGACCUAUUGCAAUGUGUUGUAACAAGAUAACUGUUGCCGUACGUUAAUAGUACAAGUUUUGAUACUUCCCUAACAUGUCCAUUAAUUGUAGCACAUGUGGAAUAAACUUUGCAUUUGUCCUUGAUACAACUUGCUGCUUGUUCCUGAAGCAAAUUCAUGUAUUUAUGUACACGCAUGCAUUCUGUGCAAGACUUCUGUGUGGCGGGGUUUUCUCCUUCUACCCCCUUAAUAGUUUUGGAAAUCAGUGCCUGUGAUAUUUCAUCAUCAUAAUGAUGAGCUAGUUCAGAGUGGGACUCUUGCUCAUACCAUUUUGCAUAUAAUAUUUUGAGUGGAAUAUGGGAUACUGGGCAAAAACUUGAAAUAUGAGGUUACUUGCAUCUUUUAAUUAAAAUAAUACAAUCAUACUAUAAGAACUUUUGCAGGUAGCUUAGAAGAUAAAGCCACUUUUUUUUUCAUUGAAUUAUUUAUAAAUACAUGGAAGAAAAAGAAAGCCAGAACUGUUUCUUCUUACUGGUGCUCAGGAAUAAUAUUUUUAAAAUUCUUAUACUUACAUUUUGAAGAACAUUAAUUUUGUUUUUCAAGCCUAAUGAUGUUAAAGCUUUUUAAUAAUUUAUUAGUUAAACCAGUGUAUGCGAUUUGUAUUUGUGGAAAAACAACAUGAAUUUUUACCUCAGAAAAACCAAGUAGUGAUUAAUGUGGUCACUAAUGGUAGGACUGCACAGGGAACACACGAGUGAAUAAACAAAACGAAGCAUCUCACCUAACUGAAAUAAAUGCUAGAAAAAGUCAUAA